GCCUCGUUCGGACCCACAAUUCCUGCCUCUUCCGCCGGUUACGGCGAGCGUUCUUCUGUCCGCUGGAGUCUGAGCUGGCGCCGGGCUCCGGUUGCUGGGUGACAUGUUGCAAAAGCCAAGGAGUCGGGGUCGCUUUAGUUCCCCGGCGGAGAAAGACAGGGAUUCGGGCCGCGGCGGAGACGUCCGGGCCCACCGAGGCGGCGUCUCGGAGGAGACCCCGAGCACUUCCCGCGGCCCGGCGGGCUCUCAAGAGACCCAAGGCUCUUCCUCGCAGGGCGCUCGCCGGUCCCAGGCCGCCCCCACUGUGGGGCCUCGGACCCAGAAGCAACUGGAGCUGAAGGUGGCGGAGCUGGUGCAGUUCUUGCUGAUUAAGGACCAGAAGAAGAUUCCUAUCAAGCGGACCGACAUACUGAAGCAUGUCAUCGGGGACUACAAGGACAUCUUCCCGGACCUCCUCAAACUGGCUGCGGAGCGCCUCCAGUACGUCUUCGGGUACAAGCUAGUGGAACUUGAGCCCAAGAGUAACACCUACAUCCUGAUCAACACCCUGGAGCCAGUGGAGGAGGAUGCCGAGGUGAGAGGCGACCAGGGCACUCCCACUACGGGCCUACUGAUGAUUGUUCUAGGGCUCAUCUUUAUGAAGGGCAACACAAUCAAGGAGACCGAGGUCUGGGACUUUCUGCGUCGGUUGGGGGUGUACCCCACUAAGAAGCAUUUAAUCUUUGGGGAUCCAAAGAAACUCAUUACCGAGGACUUUGUGCGACAACGUUACUUGGAGUACCGACGCAUACCCCACACGGAUCCGGUAGACUACGAAUUCCAGUGGGGCCCGCGAACCAACCUGGAAACCAGCAAGAUGAAAGUUCUUAAGUUUGUGGCCAAAGUUCAUAAUCAAGACCCCAAGGACUGGCCAGCGCAGUACUGUGAGGCUUUGGCAGAUGAGGAGAAUAGAGCUAGACCUGAGCCUAGUGGUCCAACCCCAUCCUCUUGAAAUCAGGGAUGGAUUCAGAGAGACUCCCAGGACAAGGGUCUGUGACCCUAAGGCACAAUACUUAAAGAAUAAGGGAAGGGGGUUUGGAAGGAGGAUGUUUCUGCAACGCUUGAAUGUAUGUAGCUUUAGGAUGUGUUGCAAAGGUUUGUUCCUUUAGUGUUAGUACAGUUCCCAAUUUUCAUUUAAAACACAGAAUCAUUUUUGUUUGUUUUAAUGUCAUUUUUUUGGUGUGAAAAGUUUGCUAACUUUGUAAAACUUUUGGGAAACUGUACUGUGUUCUAAAACAGAUAUUUAAGAAGAAAGAACACAAGUAAAUUGUUUUGAUUCCUCCCCCCAAGGAGUUAUUAUCUGGUUUCUGAACUACCCUAGUUUGUAAGGAAAAAUAAAAGCCUUUAUAAAAUUACAAAGAUGUAAUUGCCUAUAUCCUUAUUACUUUAACCCAAGUGUUUUUAUAUUUAUGUUUUUCAUAUAUAUAUAUAUAUGCAUUAUGCAUGGUUCCAAGCAAUGUACAUAAUGUAUUUUCUGUGAAUAACAAUUUUUUUAUAUUCUUAAUUAUUACUUAACUCUGUUGCUGACCUUGAUUUCAUUGUUUUCUUCUUUUUUUUUUUUGCUACCAUCAUUGUUUUAAUAAAUAUUGUGAUUUUGAGCAGUUAACCAUUAUGUAUUUUUAAAAGCCCAUGUCUUGAGGAGAUUUUAUGACUCAAAACCAGCAUCUUUAAAAGAGUUUGCUACAUAUUAUUGAAGUAAAUAGUGUUCUGUA
Messenger RNA from Ictidomys tridecemlineatus (thirteen-lined ground squirrel), 1751 nucleotides. It is a transcript of the gene Nsmce3, whose product is annotated as NSE3 component of SMC5/6 complex. Gene Ontology annotation, cellular component: nucleus. NCBI's taxonomy places the organism in Eukaryota, Metazoa, Chordata, Mammalia, Rodentia, Sciuridae. Gene Ontology annotation, biological process: negative regulation of transcription by RNA polymerase II. The record is from RefSeq and is a predicted model, not a curated record.